UGGUAUUCUAACUUAUUUGUUACUGAAGUUGUAUCAAUAUCAGGAUGAUAGGCCUGCUGAAAAAGGUGACUGUGAAGUAACCGUGGGAUACUGGGAUAAAAUCCUAACGGUUAGCCCAACUAGCCAUAAAGAAUCUUGUAGCCUAUUUCAGAUCUUUGUUAUUGUUUACAAAGUUACAAAAAGGUAACUUACCGCAAGAUGUCAACUAUUUUACUGGAAGAUAUGUAAUUAAAAUAUGAGUCGACAGGAAACUGAGAUUGAAAAUGAUGACAAAUUCAUCAACCUUCUAUGGGAUGACAUCCUGUUUGUCAAGAUAUUGCCUGCUCUCUCCAUAAAAGAGUUAUUCAUUUUAAGAAGUCUAUCUACAAAAUACAAGCAUCUCAUUGAUUCAUUUUUUAGUCAGAUGAAAUAUUUGAAUCUUAGCAAAUAUGGCAAUUUGUUUGGCGUGGAAGCUUUCAAGGUUUUGACUGAUAAAUGUUCACAAUUGAAAACAAUUGUUUUUACCAACUGCCAAUGGUUAACGGAUGAACUAAUCAUACCAUUCUUUAAAAAUAAUCUACAUUUGAAAAAGAUUGUCUUGAAUCACUGCAAGAAUUUGACAAGUGUGUGUUUACAACCAGUAAUUAUACUCUGUAGGCUAGAGAGUCUCUCAUUGGCUGGUUGUAAGUGGCUCACAGUUGGUUGUCUACAAAGCAUCACCUUACAUCAGCGGAGACUGGUCGAAGUUGACCUUUCCGAGACACACUCGGUGUCAGAUGUGACGGCUAUCAACAAUUUCCUUAAGCUUUCUGUAAGAUUAAAAUCGUUGAACCUAUCUAAACUGCUGUGUGUUGAUGAUCUAACAAUGUCUAUCAUCGCACACUCGGCCAAAGAUCUGGAAAUGCUGAAUGUCACAGGUUGCCAACGUGUCACCUCUCAUGGCGUUUGGUUUGUAACAGAAUACUGCCACAAGCUAAAGGCUGUUGUGUGUUUUGGCUGUCCGCUGGUGAACCACUUUUCUAUGAUCUAUGAAAAAAAUCACCAGAAUUUGCAGAUUUUCUCCGAUAAUCGUCAGCCUUUUCCAAUACGCUUUCCACGAAUAAAUGUAUAACUUAGUAAGUUUUUAGUUAUGAACUUAAUGUUACCUAACUGUAAAUAAAGUAUUUUUGUUACCUGUGUUCA
Molecule: messenger RNA, 1161 nt
Organism: Macrosteles quadrilineatus (aster leafhopper)
Lineage: Eukaryota; Metazoa; Arthropoda; Insecta; Hemiptera; Cicadellidae
Gene: jet
Product: F-box/LRR-repeat protein 15
Exons: 6
Coding region: 236-1090 (284 amino acids)
Biological process (GO): SCF-dependent proteasomal ubiquitin-dependent protein catabolic process
Cellular component (GO): SCF ubiquitin ligase complex
Source: RefSeq, a predicted model, not a curated record